UUGUGCUCGAAAGGCAAACAUACAAUGUGCGAAACCGACAUCUGCUACCCUCAGAGACACAUCCACAACCUGGAAGUCAUGAAGCUGACUGUGCUGUUCCUUUCUGCUCUGCUGCUCUCUGUCUCUGUCCUGUCCCUGGAGAAUGACACUGACACAGACAGCGAUGAGACCGGGACGGAUGGAGCACCAGAACCCAACAAGUCUGACUGUCACAGGUCUGGAAACUUCUGCACCAAGGAGUAUAAUCCAGUAUGUGGCAGUAAUGGAAAGACCUACAGCACCAAAUGCAUGCUCUGCCUGGAGAACAGAGAAAAGAAGACGAAUGUGAGAGUGGCAAGCAAAGGGGAGUGCCCUUCUUAACUGACUGUGUAGCCCAGUGACACACACACACACACACACACACACACACACACACACACACACACACACACACACACACACACACAUAUGGCUGUCGACAUGGCAUAUCAUAUCCAUUCCCUGUAUCCUGCCUUCACAAUAAAGUUACAUACAGCAA
Molecule: messenger RNA, 517 nt
Organism: Anoplopoma fimbria (sablefish)
Lineage: Eukaryota; Metazoa; Chordata; Actinopteri; Perciformes; Anoplopomatidae
Product: serine protease inhibitor Kazal-type 1-like
Exons: 4
Coding region: 25-360 (111 amino acids)
Molecular function (GO): serine-type endopeptidase inhibitor activity; protein binding
Source: RefSeq, a predicted model, not a curated record